GUGGACUAUUUGCUCUCAGUCUGGGAGGUACUUUUGCGUCCCUGCUUGCAAAUAGGGAACCCAUGCCUGCAGAUUCAGCUAGGUCUCCAUGGGAUGAAAGUUUCUUAGAGCUUGGCCUCAUGCAAGGUAUACGAGGCUCGGAGGGACACACCGCGGAGGGAUCUGGUUUGUUGUGGUGAGGGGAGGGGGGAGGAGACGCUGACAAACCAAGAUGGCGGCGGCGGCGCCGAAGGCCGCGGCGGCUGGGAGGUAACUGUAGUGGUGAAGGCUGCGGUAGUUGGGAGGCAGCGGCAGAGUUUGGAAGGAACGAGGCAGGACGAAGAGGCGGUAGCAGUAGCGCCAGCUUGAGCCUCUCAGAGCGUGGCAGCUACACGCCCCCCAAGGCCCUCGGCGGGCGGCGGCCGCCCCGCUUAGGGCCUAGUCCCCGAGCAGUGCCUCGGCUUCAUACCGCGGUGUCCGCCAUGAGUCCUUAAGGGCGGUCCGAGCCCUCCAAGUCCUAGGGCCCACCAUGGAGCCGGGGUCCGACGACUUCCUACCGCCGCCGGAGUGCCCGGUGUUCGAGCCUAGCUGGGCCGAGUUCCGAGACCCUCUUGGCUACAUCGCGAAAAUCCGGCCCAUCGCCGAGAAGUCGGGCAUUUGCAAGAUCCGCCCACCCGCGGACUGGCAGCCACCCUUUGCUGUAGAAGUGGACAACUUCAGGUUUACUCCCCGAAUCCAGAGGCUGAAUGAACUAGAGGCCCAGACAAGAGUGAAGCUGAACUAUUUGGACCAGAUUGCCAAAUUCUGGGAAAUCCAGGGCUCCUCCUUAAAAAUUCCCAAUGUAGAACGGCGGAUCUUGGACCUCUACAGCCUCAGCAAAAUCGUGGUGGAGGAAGGUGGCUAUGAAGCCAUCUGCAAAGACCGUCGGUGGGCCCGGGUGGCCCAGCGCCUCAACUACCCACCAGGCAAAAACAUUGGUUCCCUGCUACGCUCCCACUAUGAACGCAUCGUUUACCCCUAUGAGAUGUACCAGUCUGGAGCCAACCUGGUGCAGUGCAACACACGUCCAUUUGAUAAUGAGGAAAAGGACAAGGAAUACAAACCCCACAGUAUCCCCCUUCGACAGUCCGUGCAACCUUCCAAGUUCAAUAGCUAUGGCCGGCGGGCCAAGAGACUGCAGCCUGAUCCGGAACCCACGGAAGAAGACAUUGAAAAGAAUCCGGAACUGAAGAAGCUACAGAUCUAUGGGGCAGGCCCCAAGAUGAUGGGCCUGGGCCUCAUGGCCAAGGAUAAGACUCUGCGGAAGAAAGAUAAGGAAGGGCCUGAGUGUCCCCCCACCGUAGUGGUGAAGGAGGAGUCAGGCGGGGAUGUGAAGGUGGAGUCAACCUCACCUAAGACCUUCCUGGAGAGCAAGGAGGAGCUGAGUCACAGCCCAGAGCCCUGCACCAAGAUGACCAUGAGACUGCGGAGGAACCACAGCAAUGCCCAGUUUAUCGAGUCCUAUGUUUGCCGGAUGUGUUCCCGAGGGGAUGAGGAUGACAAGCUUCUGCUGUGUGAUGGCUGUGAUGACAACUACCACAUCUUCUGCCUGCUGCCUCCUCUGCCUGAGAUUCCCAAGGGUGUCUGGAGGUGCCCAAAGUGUGUCAUGGCGGAGUGUAAGCGCCCCCCUGAAGCCUUUGGCUUUGAGCAGGCUACCCGGGAAUACACUCUGCAGAGCUUUGGCGAGAUGGCUGACUCCUUUAAAGCCGAUUACUUCAACAUGCCUGUGCACAUGGUGCCCACAGAACUCGUGGAGAAGGAGUUCUGGCGGUUGGUAAACAGCAUUGAGGAAGAUGUGACUGUUGAGUAUGGGGCUGACAUCCAUUCCAAAGAAUUUGGUAGUGGUUUCCCCGUCAGUGACAGUAAGCGGCACCUAACCCCUGAGGAGGAGGAGUAUGCUACCAGUGGUUGGAACCUGAAUGUGAUGCCAGUGUUGGAACAGUCUGUACUAUGCCACAUCAAUGCAGAUAUUUCUGGCAUGAAGGUGCCCUGGCUCUAUGUGGGCAUGGUCUUUUCAGCCUUUUGCUGGCAUAUUGAGGAUCACUGGAGUUACUCCAUUAACUACCUCCAUUGGGGUGAGCCGAAGACCUGGUAUGGGGUACCCUCACUUGCAGCAGAACAUUUGGAAGAGGUGAUGAAGAAGCUGACACCUGAGCUCUUUGAUAGCCAGCCUGAUCUCCUGCACCAACUUGUCACCCUCAUGAAUCCCAAUACCCUCAUGUCCCAUGGUGUGCCGGUUGUCCGUACAAACCAGUGUGCAGGAGAAUUUGUCAUUACCUUCCCUCGUGCUUACCACAGUGGCUUCAACCAAGGCUACAACUUUGCGGAGGCUGUCAACUUUUGCACUGCUGACUGGUUGCCAGCUGGGCGCCAAUGCAUUGAGCACUACCGCCGGCUCCGAAGAUACUGCGUCUUCUCCCAUGAGGAGCUCAUCUGUAAGAUGGCUGCCUGCCCAGAGAAGCUGGACCUGAACCUGGCCGCAGCUGUGCAUAAGGAGAUGUUCAUCAUGGUGCAGGAGGAACGGCGUCUACGAAAGGCCCUGCUUGAAAAGGGCAUCACGGAAGCUGAGCGAGAGGCUUUUGAGCUACUCCCAGAUGACGAGCGCCAAUGCAUCAAGUGCAAGACCACAUGCUUCCUGUCAGCUCUGGCCUGCUACGACUGCCCGGAUGGGCUUGUCUGCCUUUCCCACAUCAAUGACCUCUGCAAGUGCUCCAGUAGCCGGCAGUACCUGCGGUAUCGAUACACCUUGGAUGAGCUCCCUGCUAUGCUGCAUAAACUGAAGGUUCGGGCCGAGUCCUUUGACACCUGGGCCAACAAAGUUCGAGUGGCCCUGGAGGUGGAGGAUGGGCGGAAGCGCAGCCUUGAAGAGCUGAGGGCACUAGAGUCUGAGGCCCGUGAACGGAGGUUUCCUAACAGUGAGCUGCUGCAGCAACUGAAGAACUGCCUGAGUGAGGCAGAGGCCUGCGUGUCCCGGGCUCUGGGACUAGUCAGCGGCCAGGAAGCAGGCCCCCACAGGGUGGCUGGUCUACAGAUGACCCUGGCUGAGCUCCGGGCAUUUCUGGACCAGAUGAACAACCUGCCUUGUGCCAUGCACCAGAUUGGGGAUGUCAAGGGUAUUCUGGAACAGGUGGAGGCCUACCAGGCUGAGGCCCGUGAGGCCCUGGCCUCACUGCCCUCCAGUCCAGGGCUACUGCAGUCCCUGUUGGAGAGGGGGCAGCUGCUAGGGGUGGAGGUGCCCGAGGCCCAGCAGCUCCAGCGGCAGGUGGAACAGGCACGAUGGCUGGAUGAGGUGAAGCGCACGCUGGCCCCCUCAGCCCGGAGGGGCACCCUGGCUGUCAUGCGGGGACUUUUGGUCGCGGGUGCUAGCGUAGCCCCUAGCCCUGCUGUGGACAAAGCCCGGGCUGAGCUGCAGGAGCUGCUGACCAUUGCUGAACGCUGGGAGGAGAAAGCCCACCUCUGCUUGGAGGCCAGGCAGAAGCAUCCACCAGCCACACUCGAGGCCAUAAUCCAUGAGGCAGAAAACAUCCCUGUUCACCUGCCCAACAUCCAGGCUCUCAAGGAGGCUCUUGCUAAGGCCCGGGCCUGGAUUGCUGAUGUGGAUGAGAUCCAAAAUGGUGACCACUACCCCUGCUUGGAUGACUUAGAGGGCCUGGUGGCUGUGGGCCGGGACUUACCUGUGGGCUUGGAGGAGCUGAGACAGCUAGAGCUGCAGGUACUGACGGCACACUCCUGGAGGGAGAAGGCAUCCAAGACUUUCCUCAAGAGGAAUUCCUGCUACACGCUGCUGGAGGUGCUCUGCCCGUGUGCAGACGCCGGCUCAGACAGCACCAAGCGCAGCCGGUGGAUGGAGAAGGAGCUGGGGUUGUACAAAUCUGACACGGAGCUGCUGGGACUGUCUGCACAGGACCUCAGGGACCCAGGCUCUGUGAUCGUGGCCUUCAAGGAGGGGGAACAGAAGGAGAAGGAGGGUAUCCUGCAGCUGCGUCGCACCAACUCCGCCAAGCCCAGUCCACUGGCAUCAUCGACCACAGCUUCCUCUGCAACCUCCGUCUGUGUGUGUGGGCAGGUGCCGGCCGGGGUGGGAGCUCUGCAGUGUGACCUGUGUCAGGACUGGUUCCAUGGGCGAUGUGUGUCGGUACCCCGCCUCCUCAGCUCCCCAAGGCCCAGUCCCACCUCGUCCCCGCUGCUGGCCUGGUGGGAGUGGGACACCAAAUUCUUGUGUCCGCUGUGCAUGCGCUCACGGCGCCCCCGCCUGGAGACCAUCCUGGCACUGCUGGUAGCCCUGCAGAGACUGCCUGUGCGGCUGCCUGAGGGCGAGGCCCUGCAGUGUCUCACAGAGAGGGCCAUCAGCUGGCAAGGCCGUGCCAGGCAGGCUUUGGCCUCUGAGGAUGUGACUGCUCUGUUGGGACGGCUGGCCGAGCUUCGCCAGCGGCUGCAGGCUGAACCCAGGCCUGAGGAACCCCCUACCUACCCUUCAGCCCCUGCCUCUGACCCUCUCAGAGAAGGCAGUGGCAAGGAUAUGCCCAAGGUCCAGGGGUUGCUGGAGAACGGAGACAGUGUGACCAGUCCUGAGAAGGUAGCCCCCGGGGAGGGCUCAGUGGUGGGGAUACAACCAGGAGCAGCCUCUAACCCAGCCUGUCCCCGCAACCCACCAGACCUGGAGCUGCUUUCCUCGCUGUUGCCACAGUUGACUGGCCCUGUGUUGGAGCUGCCUGAGGCAACUCGGGCCCCUCUAGAGGAGCUUAUGUUAGAAGGGGACCUGCUUGAGGUGACCCUGGAUGAAAACCACAGCAUUUGGCAGCUAUUGCAGGCUGGGCAGCCUCCAGACAUGGAGCGGAUCCGCACACUUCUAGAGCUGGAAAAGGCAGAGCGCCAUGGGAGCCGGGCACGGGGCCGGGCGUUGGAGAGGCGGCGACGGCGGAAGGUGGAUCGGGGUGGGGAGGGCGAUGACCCAGCCCGAGAGGAGCUAGAGCCAAAGAGGGGGGAGAACAGUGCCUCCAUCACCCGUCAGCGGCGGAGGAGCACUAGGGCUGAAGUCUGGGAGCUCUGGGUUCUGAAAACAAGUUCUACCGGGUUCUCCUUACCUGAGGGCAAGACGUCCUGAGUCUCCCCCUACCCCACCCCCCAAGCCAUUUUCCCCCAUCUCCCAACGGACGGCCUGCCACCUCGUCUAAACUUCUGCCACGGCCUCCUCCAACUUCAUGCCCUCCAGUCUGUCCUCCUCAAGCCCCUGAGGGGAAUUUUGGUCUUGGCUUUAUUGAGGUAUAAUUUCGACAUCAUAAAAUUUACCUGCUUUAAAUGUAAAACUCAGUGAUUUAGAGGGAUGUUUCUAAAGUACAGAUGUGAUCUUGUCACUCUUGCUGCUUAAAACCAUCCAUGAUGCUUCAUUGCCCUUAAGAUCGAGGUUAUAUUUAUAAUCUCAUUCUUUGUGGAAUGCUUUCCUGUCUGACCCACCCAUAUGCCAUGUUCAGGGACGCUUCCCUGAUUUGUCUAUACCCUAAAGGGUUUUUUUCUGCCCCUGUGAAAUGGAGACUGAAGCUCAGAUGUGUGGUCAUUUGCAGCCCAAGUUCACUUUUACAGCUUUAUUGUGAUACAAUUUACAUAUCAUACAGUUUGCCCACUUAAAGUAUACAGUACAAUGGCUUUUAGUAUAUUCUAGUUGUGCAACCGUCAUUGCAAAAGAUUUUAGAAUGUUUUCAUCAUUCCAAAAUGAAAUCACACUCCCCAGGCAUCACCCUUCCCCUGCCCUACCCCCCCCCCCCCCCCGGCCCCUUGACCCUAGGCCACCACUAAUCUCUAUGGAUUUGCCUAUUUUGGACAUUUUAUAUAAAUGGAAUCAUACAAUUUGUGAUCCUUUGUGACUGUGUUCUUUCGCUUAACAUAAUGGUUUCAAGCUGAAUUCGAUUUUAAAUGGAGUUGUCAAUGGUGCCUUUAUAUUGGACAGAUUUUUUUUUCCCCUUCCGGGCCCCAGAGUCUUGACAAUGAGGGAAAAUGAGGGUGUUAGACUAGAUCGGGGGCCAUCACUACUCUCCCUUUUCUCAUUUGCUCCCUCACUGGGUUCAUUUUGCUCCAUUUCUCCUCCUUCCCAAGAUUUCCAGUUGAUGGGAACCUAGUGAUGAGUGAGAAAGCCCACCGUUUUCUGGCUGCUUUGAUUGGUGGGAGGAUCUGGCUAAGCCCUGCCUCUGGCCUUCUGGUCAGGAGGCACUGGGCUGUCCAAGUUAAAGGGGAGGCAGGAGCCAAUGAAUACCCCUGUCCUGGGCCCAGUUCAACCCAGGCCCCAAUCUAGGGGGAAAGGUUGGCCUGUCUGCCCACUUACUUGGAAUGGAUCAUGAAAGGAGGGUUGGAGGAGACACCGUAGAGAAGAGACAGGCUUGAGUGCUACAAAAGGGACAGGAAGGGGCUCAGGCUCAGCACUUCACUCCCACUCCCCACUGCAAGGCAGUCUGCCCCCAGAAGUAACCCAACAGGUGGGGGAAAGGGUACCUAUGACCUGCGGGCUAGCAAACUGCCGGCCCCAGUCUGGGGUCCUCCAGGGUAUGGCCCAGCCCUCAGCAGUUUGCAGACAGCCUUUUCCAUCUUGGCACUGCCCUGUGCCAUUCCUCACGGCAUGCAUCCCAUGAGCUCUGGAGAGGCCCCGGCUCUGAUUAUGCAAGACCCAGGUCAAACAUGGCCUCUUCCAGAUAGCUUGCUCUGGUGGCACAUAUGUCCCCCUUGCUGAAGCACUCACCUAGAAAAGGAGUCGGGGGUGGGUGGGGGACAGAGUGGGAGAUGGGAAGAAAGGACCUGGGAAGAAGAGGGCAUCUUCACCCUCAAAAGUCCUUUUUUAUAGACCCUAUUUGCUGCUGCUGCUGUUGCUGCUGCUGCUGCUGCAUCCUCCCAGAGGUUGCCACAUCAUUCAGGAUGGCUCCUGAGUCUGCAGGUGACAAGGAUGAGAAGAGACAUCACUUCCACUGAAGACUUAGCCCAACCACACACCUUUACUCCUCUAGUGCUUCCACUGUGCAUUACCUGUUGUCUGAAACACUCUAGGAUUAAUGGGUCUGUCUCUCCCACCAUCCUGGGAGCUCCUGGAGGGAAGGCAAGGCCCAGGUCUAAGUCCUCUGUCCCCAUUUCAAAUCAGUCUGGGUUCAGAAGGAGGGAGACAGGAGCGGCAUUUGGAGCCCCACUGCAUAGGAACUCUAUUCUCUUUGCACUGCAUGAAUCUCAUUGGUAACAAUGUUACCCUGUGGAAGUGGGGUCUGGGGUCCAGGACCAUGGUCACUGGGGGCAUGAAGGAGCAGACACUGACCAUGCUUCUCAGAACUCCUGAAAUUGUGGUGAUGGGAGAAGAGGGAUUUCGAGGCAGAUAGGGCCCCUGCCCCUGGGGCACUCCUCGGAAAGGAAAGGGAGCAGCCUCCCUUGUGAGCCCCCUGUUGGGUGCCAGCUCCAUGAGAGACAUUUCACAAAGUGCCUGUCAGACAUGCAGGAAGCAGAACCCUCGAAGAAUAGGCCUUGUCUGGGCAUAUCAGACCCGCAGAGCUGGGAUUCCCACCAAGUCUCUAUGAACCUACUGCUCUGUGCUGCAUGAUAGAAGGGGUCCAAAGUAAUCAGCUUGCACCCAGGAAAUAUUUCAUUGCGGGGGCUCAUCAUUGAUCUCUGCUGUUGGCAGGUGGGAACUCAGCAAUGCUGAUCAACAGCCAGAUUGGCCUUGGUAGGUAGAAGUCCUUAUUGUUGAACUUGUACAUAACCUUCAUGCCUGCCUGUAUUCAUUAUGUAUUGUUGAGUAAUAAAUUACUCCAAAAACUUAA
Molecule: messenger RNA, 7805 nt
Organism: Felis catus (domestic cat)
Lineage: Eukaryota; Metazoa; Chordata; Mammalia; Carnivora; Felidae
Gene: KDM5C
Product: lysine demethylase 5C
Exons: 27
Coding region: 509-5122 (1537 amino acids)
Biological process (GO): chromatin remodeling
Cellular component (GO): nucleus
Molecular function (GO): DNA binding; histone demethylase activity
Source: RefSeq, a predicted model, not a curated record